AGAGGAGAGUGAGCCCGCGAGAUGUGGGCGCAGGGGAACAGGCUAAGGGUUCAAGGCGCCGAGUGGACAUGUAAACGAAGGACUGGGCACACAAGCGCUAGGAAUGGGAGCCGACAAGGGUAUCAGGAGGGCUGGACACUGAUAGAAGACACCGUGUAGGCUAGGACAGGCUUGGCACAUUGUGUGCCAGGCAUACACAUAGGGCUUGGGCACAUAUAUUGGUAUAGGGCGCCAUGCAUGGGGUGGGCAUUAAGGGCACUGGGCACAAGAUAGGCAUAGGGGAGGGCAGUGGGGAUGGGAUGGACAUAGAGGAAAGGUAUAGUAGUGAGCAUAGGGGCACCAGGCAUGGGUCAUGAACACUUUAAGUGGGCACAGAUGUGGAAACGAGACAGGCAUAGGGAUAUGGAAGUGAGCAGAGAGCAUGGGCACACAAUGGGGAUGUAGACAUGGGAUAUGAGCACAGGUGGGCGUCAGGUGGGAAUGCCCUGUCUUGGCCCAGCCCCCACAGUCUUGGUGCCCGUAGAACUGUGCGCCCACCUGCAAGAUGGUGACCGAGAGCCUGAGUACCAGAUCUGUUUGUGCUUUGGCGAGGAGUACCCGGGGCCCCCAGACCAGCCCGAGGAGCAGCUCGUCAUGGCCCAUCUACAUAGCCCUGAUUGCCAUGGCCAUCCAGAGCUCCCCAGGGCAGCGGGCCACCCUCAGCGGAAUCUACCGCUACAUCAUGGGCCGCUUCGCUUUCUACCGCCACAACCGGCCCGGCUGGCAGAAUAGCAUCCGCCACAACCUGUCACUCAACGAGUGCUUUGUCAAGGUGCCCCGUGAUGACCGCAAGCCAGGCAAGGGUAGCUACUGGACGCUGGACCCCGACUGCCACGACAUGUUCGAGCAUGGCAGCUUCCUGCGCCGACGCCGACGCUUCACCCGGCGGGCAGGUGCUGAGGGCAUCAAGGGCCCUGCCAAGGCACGCCGUGGACCCCUCAGAGCGAGCAGCCAGGACCCAGGAGUUCCCGAUGCCACGACUGGCAGGCAGUGCCCAUUCCUGCCGGAGCUGCCAGAGCCCAAAGGCCUGAGCUUUGGGGGCCUGGUGGGAGGCUUGCCAGCCAGCAUGUGCCCUGCAACCACUGACGCCAGGCCUCGGCCACCUGCGGAGCCCAAAGAGAUGCCUGCACCCAAGCCAGCAGGCCCUGGGGAGCUCCCUGUGGCCACCUCAUCUUCCCCAUGCCCAGCUUUUGGCUUUCCUAUGGGCUUCUCUGAGGCUGAAGGCUUUAGCAAGGCCCCUACACCCAUCUUGUCCCCUGAGGCAGGCAUUGGAAGCAGCUACCAGUGCCGGCUGCAGGCGCUGAAUUUCUGCAUGGGGACUGACCCAGGCCUCGAGCACCUCUUGGCCUCAGCAGCCCCCUCCCCCACACCAUCCACCCCUCCAGCCUCACUCCGGGCCCCACUGCCCCUGCCUGCUGACCCCAAGGAGCCCUGGGUUGCAGGCAGCUUCCCCGUCCAGGGAGGAUCCAGCUACCCAUUGGGGCUGACCCCCUGCCUAUACCGGACACCAGGAAUGUUCUUCUUUGAGUGAAGCCAUCCCGGGCCUCUGCCAAUUAUACCCUCCAGGCUGAGCCUAACUAGGAUCUGAGGAGCUCCCCAAAGACCCAGGUCUGGCAGCCAACAACUGGGACAGGAAGCCAAGACUGGAGUGGUGAACACUCAGCCAGCCCCUAAGGCCCCUGGACUUGGGGGUGAGGGGAGGCAGGGUCCUACUGGGAUUUACUCUGUGGCUCUCAGGGCCAAUAAAGCCAGUGUGAUGAUGAAG
This is a messenger RNA of Manis pentadactyla (Chinese pangolin), 1804 nucleotides long. RefSeq names its product forkhead box S1 (gene FOXS1). Gene Ontology annotation, molecular function: RNA polymerase II cis-regulatory region sequence-specific DNA binding; DNA-binding transcription factor activity, RNA polymerase II-specific. NCBI's taxonomy places the organism in Eukaryota, Metazoa, Chordata, Mammalia, Pholidota, Manidae. The record is from RefSeq and is a predicted model, not a curated record. Gene Ontology annotation, biological process: cell differentiation; regulation of transcription by RNA polymerase II; anatomical structure morphogenesis. The coding region runs from base 545 to 1570 and encodes 341 amino acids. The transcript has 2 exons.